AUGGAUUAUCAGAAUCGGGCCGGGUCCAAAAAGGGCUCUGGUGGCAUUGCCUCUGCUUCACAGGAGAAUCUGCACAGAAGAAAACAAGUUGAAGAGCUGUUAAGAGAUGGCGAAGAGGUACCGUAUUCCUUUCAAGGCGUCAGUAAAGAGGAUGAAGAGCUCAGCAAGAAGAAUCCCUACAUAUACAAGAAUCAUGCGGGCCGUUUGGUCUGCAAGCUUUGCAAUACCAUACAUAUGUCGUGGUCUAGUGUGGGAAGACAUCUAGAGGGUAAGAAACACGGGCUGAACCUACUGCGAAGGGGCGGAGGUUCUAGUAUCAACCAACAGGAGGGACUGUCACAGGAGGAAACGGAGUUCAAGCAACAAGUGGAACAACUUCGCUCUCAAAUUAAAGACAAUGAUGUGCUUCCUGACUAUCAAGUAGCCAAAAUUCAAGAUCCCACAUCGGGCUCGCGAGGAAUAGCCAUGAAAUUUCAAUACCCAAAGGAAAAGUCCACUCUAGACAAGGAAGAUCGCCCGUUUGUGAGAAUCAUGUCCAGUUUAGAGCUGUCCAGCGACGAUAAUGAAGACAAAAAAUACGUUAUAGUGGCUUUCGAGCCUUUUAAAACAGUGGCUAUUGAGAUACCGAACCGAGACUUGCAGAUGAUAGACUUUAACACAUCCAAAGAGCCGUUUGUGGACGACUUUAACGGGAAGUUUACCUACUGGGACUGCGACGAGUUGACUUUAUAUGUCCAGAUUUUCUUCAAUGAUUGA
Messenger RNA from Lachancea meyersii CBS 8951, 756 nucleotides. Lineage: Eukaryota; Fungi; Ascomycota; Saccharomycetes; Saccharomycetales; Saccharomycetaceae. The record is from the annotation of a GenBank genome assembly.